AAGGAUGCCUCCUGAUAUUUUGCUUUAAUUAUCCAUUUACUUCACAGGCUAGCCUCAUAAGAUACUCAACUUCAUAAGUGAACUGAGGGAACUAGAAUCUAACACUUCAGAGUUGCUGUACAGAGUGGUCUUGAAAUAAUCCUUUGAGUCCCAUUUCUUAACAGGGCCAAUUGCAGCAGUAUCGGACAAGGGAGCUUAAGAGAACACAGAGCGCUACUGAGCAGGCACUUUUCUAGUGCAUUUGUCUGGAGAGUCUUGUAAGAGGCUACACUUCCUAACAGCCUUCUUUCAUUUGUUAAAUUGAAGCAUCUCAAAUGGAGCUACCCUGAUAACCCCACUUGGGGAAAUAAAAGUACCAACUGUGGCAAAAUCCUAAAUGCAACCUCAUUUGGUACAUGUUUGUCUGAAGGGCUGUAAUAUUAUUUGAAAAUGAGGAACACAAAGGACUUAAGGAGAGGGGAAAUGUAGCAUUUUCAUUUUUUAGAGACGUUAUAUUGUAAAAGAGGUCCUCUUUUCACUGCAGUAGGACAGACUACAGCAGAUCUUUUUUCAGUGGAGAUAAUGUUUUGCAUGGCAGGAAUCCUUUGUCUGGCUUAGCACAUACAGUAGCAACAGCACCAUUGAUAUACUUGUGGUUGCCAUACUAGAAAUCCUUUUUUAUUAUAAAUCUGUCUCAUUCAGAUUGCAGCAUAUCCAUUGAUGCUGAGUGCAGCUUACACAGCUGGAGUGCACAUUGUACACCCAUUUUUUUUCUGAAGAAUUUGGAUUUUUCAGAGGCCUGGACAAACAGCACAACAAACAAAAAAAUAUGUUUCGUGUCCACUGCAUGUUUCUUGUCCUGAAGGUUCAUAAAGUUUAGAGAUAAAAUCUGUUACUCUAAAAACAUUUAACACAUGGUGGGAGUGUGGUAGUGAAUUCUGAAGUGAUGUAUAUUGUACAGCUCCAGUUGCCUUCCUGCCCCGUCCCAUCCCCUUUGCCUCCCUGCAGAUGGACAGGUCCUGCAUGAAUUUGGAGGAGGAGGAUGGAGUUGGCACAGAACCUGGUUAAAGCACAUUCAUUGCUUUAACCAGGUGAACAAAACCCAAACCCAGCCAACAGAGGGUCACAUUUGUGACACAAUGACAGGGCCUUCUGGGAAAUGAUUUAAAUGGAAAAAAAAACAAAAACAAAAAACAAACAAAAAAACAAACAAACAAAACAAAAAACAAACAAACAAAAAAAACCCCCAAAAUCUCUAUUUCAGUUCUUGUCUACAGAGUUUGGAAUGUGGAGCUGGCAUUUCUUUUAUAGCUUAAGCUUCUUGCCCAGUGUAAGGCACCAGUGAGAUGUGGAUGCAAUUUACAACAGGGAGAGUGAGCUUGCCAGCAGCUAAAACAACCUGUACCAAGCUCCGCUAGUAAGGUCUUCUUUCUCUCCCAGCAAAGUGCACAUUUACUGGAAGUCUUUGCAGGCACAAAUGCCUGUGAUCCUACUUUGAGAUGUCCUGGGGUGUAAUAAUAUGUCACCAGAAGACUGGUGUAAGACCAAAGUCUUAGAUACUUCCUGAAAUUUUUCAUUCCUGCAAUUCUGAGCUGCCAUCCAUUCAUGCAAACUUCUGGGCUUCUGCAAAUAUCUCUCUGUAACCUUAAUUUUGUUAUUUAGUUUUGACAAUUGGCAUUUGACAGUGUCAUUUUCUGUCAUGUACAGUCCACCAUAGAAACAUCAUUUCCAAGACAAUGGAGAGGUUAUCACUUUUCACCAGUUACUGUGAUUAAAAUCAUCCAUAGUAGCAUUUUAGAGCAUUCAUCAGAAAUAACAACCUCUAUACAGAUGUGUAUAAAUAACUUGAAUUUGGAAAAGGGCCACUGUAUGUGGAGGAAUUUUUUAUAGCACUAAUAACCUACCUAGCCCAAACCUAAUGUUUAAUUGACAUGUGUCUGCCACACUGAGAGUUUUAUUCCAAGAAAAGAUUCUUGCUGAUAUUUUGAAGUCACGCAGGGGCUAGGGCUCUGCAGCUGCGUGUGUGUGUGUGGUUCCAGUCCUGCGUGUGUGACUGUGUGGUACACACACAGUACUGGAUGCUGAGAAAGUUAUGUGCCUUUACUGUUACUUUUCAAUGCUACUGCCACUUUUCAGUAUGUGGCGUAGACAUAACCAGCACACAAGUCUGAAAUUAUAGAGGCUCUUUAUUAAGCUCUUGAGGGCCUUCAGCUAAAUUAUUGCAUACACACAGCAAUAUACAGUCAUGCUUGGAGAGGGCUGAAUUGAUCACGUUUGGGUACAAGCAAGAGCAAUUGAUCACGUCUGAGUAAGCUGCUGUGUGGUGCAGGGCAAACUUGUUUGAAUCCAUCUUCUGUCCCCAUUGUUACUUGGGGAGGAAAGAGGUGCAGACACCUUUAACCUGAAAUAAUCAUUUUCAAUUGCAAUCAGUCAUGAGCACUUAGAUUCCUUUAAAUUCCCCUCUGAGGAGGUUAAACCUGUCCUAAUCAUGGCAUCUAUGUGUAACCUCUUUGCCCUGUAUCCCAGCAACCAAUAAACAUGAAAGCCAGUCAUUAAAAAUUAUAUCCAUCUUACAGUUCUAUAGGGAUAGGGAAGAAUAGUCAUACUUAAAUUUGUUUUGUCCUAUUCUUUUUUCUUCUAUGUUCCAAAUAAUAUGGGAGUUGUUUGUUAAGAUAGCAUAAUAUAGGCUUGAUUGAAAACAUUCAGUUGAUCAAAAUUUAGAGUUUAAAUAGAAUUUUUAGCCUGCAAGGUCCUUCAUAUCUUUAUUUAAGCAAAACUUAGUUUUUAGUUUUGUGUUAUAUAUAAAUGUCCUACAUCUGGAAUUUUCCUUCUUCCUUUGGACAAAGAAAAUCACUAGAUAUACUUAAGGGAUGGUUAGCUUUGACAAGUAGAGCUCAAAGGAGGAAGUGAAGGAAGUGAGGUGGACCACAUUCUGCAUUGCUGUGUUCUUAGCAGAGUCUCACAAGCCUUGCCCAGAGCAUAUGAGAUCCAUUGCAUUUGUUGACUUUGGUUAUUUAAACUGUUGGCAGAAUAAUGCUUACAGAGUGCUGGAAUAAAUAAAAGAUACAAGGUGCAUAAAGAAAAUGAAAGAUAUGUAGAACUUGGUGAGGCCAAGCAGAGCUCAGAUGUACAUGCAAGUGUGGAAGGGAUUCCCUCUGCAUCUUCAUUGUUCCUCCUUUCUCGACAGAGGGAACUCUAAGCAUUGAUGCAUCUGCAUUUACUGCAACAGCAAACCAGCAGCAAUGCUGAAAGUUUGCAAGAAGUUAAGCAAAGGACUCUUAAAGCCAUGCAAUGUUUCUGGAAUAUGAGCUUUGUAUACAAAACUAUAUUGAAAUGUAAUUGUACAGCCUCUAUAUAAAUACAAACACAGAGUAAAUCUAGAUAAUCUAUAGAAACUAAGUUCUCAUUUCUAAGAAUAAAAUUCUUCAAAGCAUUUAUGUCUAAUAACACAUAAGCUGGGCCUCGAAAAAUCUGCACUGUUGAUAGUGUUGAAUUUGCUUUAUCAUCUGGGUAACCUACAACUCAGUAGGACAUUUUCAUGACAGUACCUGCCUUGAUGAAAAACAGCAAGCUUCUCCACUAAAUAUAGAGCAUUGUUUUUGCUGCAGUCAUUAAAAUACCACAUAGAAAGAAAACUCGGAUUUCUCUGUGCAUAUAAGAGUGCACAUCUGAAUUACAACUUUUUAAUGAGAAGUUAACCAUCCAAGUUGCCUGAGUACUUUUGUUGCUUCAGUGUAUUUUGCGGAAAGCUGAUUUCAUACAGCAGAGAUGCUAGAAUUACAGGAGCUGUGGCAUCAAAAGGCGAUUUUCCAGAGGUUUGGCAUUCUUACGGUACUUUUAAAUAACCUCUCCAAUAAUUACCCACCAACAGUCUUCAUUCUUUUUUAAGUUAAUGGAUUAGCAUCUCUUGAGUGUUCAUUGACAUCAGGAGAGUGCACAUCAGACCAUUCAAAGACAUGGUUAAAUCAAUGGGUCCAUUCAAGUAUUUAAAGUGAAGCUCUAGGAUGCCAUGUGCUUACUAAUUUUGCAAUAUUGAGACAUGAAGUAGAUAAAGAGAAACAGAGGAGAAAUUUACAGUAAAAAUUCUAAAACAUUUACACAAAGAUAAAGGCAACAUGAAAACUCUUCCAUUGUACAGCUACUGAAUAGAAAGGCAUAUGCUUCUUUCCCUAAAUGAAAAGUCUGGAUAGGAUUUGUUGCUUGCUGCUGUCUUUCUGCAGUGUCUUAUUACACUCUGGAACUCUGAAACUAAGACAAUUGUAUCCUUAUGAUGCUUCUUUCCUUUGUUACCCCCUACAGUGUUGUGUGUGUUCAGAUGAAAAUAAUUUUAGAAGACAAAAACUGAUAAUGACUCAGUUUUGAUCAGGUUCUGCCAUUAAUGGUAGAAUAAGCUACAGCCCUUGAUUUUUCCUUUUUUGUGGUUUUUUGUUUUGUUUUGUUUUUUGGUUUUUGGGGUUUUUUUUGUUAUUUAUCAUUUGUCACCUUACAAAACUGAUUGAAAAAUGUUUGCCUGUAAGAACUUAUCAAUGCCUGCAAAACAUACAAUAAAUUUAUAGGCUUCUUUGUUAUAAUUUUUUUUUAAGACAGGAGUGCUAGAAAAGGUCUCCAGGUUGCCAUACUGACAGCCCUUCCUGUUCACUGCCCAGGGUCACACACUCAGAGAAUAAUGCAUAUACAGAAGUUAAGUCUCCACAUUCCUCAUAGGCUGUCAUAAUCUAUGAAUCUGUACUUGUAAUUAUAUACAGUCUCUCUUGAAUCUUCAUAGAUUCCCAGCCCUUAUUUUAUCCUGUUCAAGAAAUUGAGAAACCACCUUGAGGGAGAUGAUUCUCCCCCUCUCCUCCAUCCUUGUGAGACCCCACCUGGAGUACUGCCUGCAGGUCUGGGAUCCUCAGCACAAGAAAGAUGUGGACAGGGUGAAGCCAGUCCCGCGAAGGGUAACGAAGAUGCUCAGUGUUCCCUUGGCUGGAAAUACGUCUUCUCUAUAUGGUAAAGAGAUGUGCAGUUCUUAUCACCCAAAUACAAUGCGGAAGGCCAAAUACUUUUUUUUUUCAAGCUGUCAACACUCUCAGUCUGUCCUAGCAUUCUAAAAUGCUGCUUCUCAAAAAAUUAUGAAGGAGCUUCUGAAGACAAUUUCCCAGCAUCCCGUAUAGCAAUUUUUAAGAUCAGACAUAUUUUUUCCCAUUGUCUUCCCCAUGGCAAUUCUUGUAUUUGUGUUUCUGGAGUAUUAGAGUUUCUUUAGGUUGUGGGGCCACCUCUGGGGCCCAUCUGAUCCAACAGCCUUUUUCAAGUAGGGCCAGUGUAUACCUGCUCAGUCAAGGUUUGAACUUCUCAAAGGAUGGGGAUUCCAUAGCCAAUAGGGCAACCUAUUGCAGAGCUUGACUGACCUCCUGCAUAAAUGUUUUUUUUCAUAUUCAUAAUUGCUGUUGUUGCAGCAUGUGUCCUGUGUCUCAUGUCCUUUCACAGUACAUCUGUCAGAGGAGCCCAUGUCUGUCUUCUCUAUACGCUCCCAUGAGGUGGCUAAAGGCAAUGAGUGUGACACCAGGUGACUGAGCAGACAUGGCCAGGGCUCAGCCCUGUUGAGAUGUUUCUUAAGUUCUCAGGCAGCUGAAGGCAGCUGAAGAGACUAAAUAAGCAUAUAGCUGGGGGCUGCUGCCCAGCUGGGAAUCUAGAUGUGCAGAAGAAACUCUUCAUCUUACAAACACCACCAGCAGGUCACCUAUUCAACACAGCCAGGGAAACAGAAAGCCAUAAAACUACAAAGGACUGAAAUCCCCCACUCCAGGAGAAUGAGGAGCAGCUCUUCUGGAUCCAAGAAUUAAUAUUUUAUCAACUGACAAAUGAAUAGAAAAAUACGUCAGAAAUUUUCUGCUGGUUGUAAAUGAGUGAGAUUUCUUUUCCUCUGCAUGUCUGGAUCCUAAUAAUUAGACCUUUUCAGUAGGUGGUUCACUCAUAAGGCUAUGAACUGGCAGUGAGCUUCUCAUUUGUGUGGCAUAAGUUCCUUCAUUUGCAUUCUUGUUUCACUAACACUUGUUAACUUUUACUUUUGCCCACUCUUAAAAGACAUUGCCUAUGGAAACUGGGAGAAGUAGCAAGUAGUUUUUAAAUAAUAAAAAACUAGCUUUAAUUUUGUUUUGUAGCAUCAGCCUUUAUACUUCUUUUAGACAAGGGAGAGCUAGAAUGAAAAUAAUUUAAUUUUCUUGGUCAAUUUUCUUACAAGCCAAGGAAGAUAGCAUUUGGAUGUUAAAGCUAUAGGAGCACAGUUUAUGCAUUUUGCAGUAAGCUGGCUUUUUGUGCUUCACUUGUGAAUUGAAUAACCUCACAGUUAAUAGGAUUACACAUUAUUCCAAGAAUAAGAACAGGCCAGUCUUACAGAUGUGGGUAAGCCAGGAAAAGGUAUGCAUCACUGCCCUCCUUUUCUAUUCUUUUGUGCUCUGUCAUCAUGUUGUUCUGCACAAAUGCAGCACUUACAACCAUGACCCCAUAGUCAUUUUCUUUGGUGGUAGUAGUAUGGGAAGCAAAUACGUCUAUGGCAUGAAAAAAUAAAUGGUCUGUCAGAACAUGUCUCUGAUUUAUGUCUCUGUCAGUCCUAGAUGUGUCUUCUGUUUGGACUGAUGCCCCUGAUCUUGGACAGAGAAGUUGUAACUGCAGCUUUGUGCAUGUUUUCACAUAAUUAGGAGUAAAACUACCAUGCUGCAGCUCUGCUUUUUCUGGAGCACAUUCCAGGGGACUUCUCUGGAUAGAAAUGCAUAGAGAGCAUGCUAGAGCUGGUUGUCAUGUAACUUAAAAGAAAAGCUUGUCAUGUCUUCUCAUUUGGCUCAAAUUUUUCCGUAGAAGUUAAUGUCACAAGCAAUAAAUCUGUUAAUUUAAUAUUUUCAAUUUACACCAUUUGGGUUAGGGAAUUGAAAAACAGAACUAUUUAAUCUAUGGAUCACUGGCAAGCAUUUUUGAGUGGUAAAUGUUGCUCCAGAUACAUUACAGCAGGAAAGUUUCCUAUAUACACCUUCUAGGUGCUGGAGGAGAGUUUGGGGAUUCCUUUCAUUCCAUCUUCGGAGGCAAACCUGAACAGCUCAGAAUAGCCAGGGGUGUUCUUUUUCCAUUUCAUGCACCACAAAUUUAAAAGUAAAAGAAAAGAAUAAAAGUCUAUGUAAUGACAUAAUCUAUAUUAUAUAGAGUUUUAUUUUUUGUAAGUAUUUUAGCAGUAGCUCAAAUGCUUUGGCGAUUACAUUCUUUCCAUGACCAGAAAUUAGCUCUUUGUUUAUAGUGACCUUUUCAUGCCAAAACGCUCCGAGACUCAAUCUGUUUCUACAAAGCAAGUCUCGGGAUUGCAGAUGUCCUCCUUCUUUAGAGUACUGUAUUACUCUCAAGUCUCAAGGAGUUAUUACAGGAAUCUUUGUUUUAGUCUAGUCAAUCCAUCUUUCUCUGACUUAGAUCAGAUUAAAAGGUUACAGUUUUGGCUGCCUUCAUCAGGUUUAUCAUGGGUCACAGCUAAUUGCUGCCUCUCGUGGCCAAGAUCCUGGGCAACACUGUACCCACUUCUCCAAUGGUCUGGAUUCUCUUGCUGCUUUGCCAGAUAUCACUAGCAGUCCUGUUUUGGUCUCAGUCUUCUCCCCAUUUAGUUGUGUGAUUAAACCAUAACUUGUUACAUCACUUAUGUUUAGCAAAGCAGCUGGCUCCCAGAUCUGUGUUCCCUGAUAUACUCAGGCUGCUCUUGCGCCUAUGGCAAAGCAGGAGGACAGGAACUCUCAGCAAAUCUUCCUUUGCAUCAGCAUCUAGUGUGAGCACAUUUUCUACCCUUUCAGUUGUCUCUCUGCUUCUUCCUGCUUUCCUAAUCUGACUGUAGCUUUUUUGGUCAUGCCUAGCAGAUUUUCAGAGGGUCCUGGACAUUCAGGUCCCAGCAUGGCCACCCUGUAACUUUCUUGCGUCAGCUGGGGCUAAGAAAACCUUCUUUGCUUUCUUACAUCUCUUUUUGUUUCCUGAUAACAUUGGAGAGGAUGCACACCAAAGGAAAGAUUGCCUACUGCUUCCUAGUUGCCCUGGGAACAUUUGUCUAAAAUUGUAUCUUAAAACACCAUUCUUCAGCGAGAUCUCUCCCUGUCUCCUCAAACAUACUCAGGCACAUCCCUGGAUGGCAUAUGAAAGCAGCAACCUUCAUUUCCAAACAUUGUGCUUUAAACCUACUGCCUGAUUAUUCCUCAUAUUAGCCACCAAAAUAUAGUUAUUUCAAAUAGAAAUGUAUCUACAAAGGUAUUUAGUGUUUUCUUAAUAUUCUACAUUCCAGGAACAUACAUGAGAGAGUACAUUCACAGGAGUAAGAAGAAGGAGUAGAAUGAGGGAGUCACUGAUUACCUUCAGCCAAGGAAUCGACCCUUUGGCCAUACUGUGGACCAGUCACACUUGCCAUCACUAUACAAAGGAUAUUUUAAGCAUAAAAUUGCACAGAUCAAAGUAGAACUCUCCUGUGACCUGCUCACCUCAAGGACUCAACAGAACCAGUUCCCAGCCAGUCGUGUACACCACUGAAGGAAAAUGGACAUACUGAACAGCCGCCACUUUUUGUACUUUCUGCCUACCACACGCCUUGUCAUCUUAUUAGCAGCUUUGACCACUGCUGAGGAUGUGAGUAACAGCACUUUCAACCGCACUGACACACACACGGGCGCCGCGCCUGUGGUGAUCUCCCGCAUCGACCACAUCAUAGCCAAGGAGGGCAGUAGUGCCUUGAUCGACUGCAAUGUCCAAGGGAGUCCCAGCCCACGUUACAGAUGGUACAAUUCCAAUGGCCACCUGCUCCAAGAGGAGGAGAAUAAAGGAAAAUGGUGGUUUCUUGACAAUGGGCUACUAAACAUUACCCGCGUGUCAUUUGAAGACAGAGGUAAAUACACGUGUGUUGCAUCUAAUAUGUAUGGCAGUGUUAACAAUACUGUGACGCUGAGGGUUGUUUUUACCUCUGGAGAUAUGGGAAUCUAUUACAUGAUUGUCUGCCUUGUCGCUUUUACCAUUGUUAUGAUACUCAACAUUACUCGGUUAUGUAUGAUGAGCAGUCAUCUGAAGAAAACCGAGAAAGCAAUCAAUGAAUUCUUCAGAACAGAAGGGGCAGAGAAACUUCAGAAGGCCUUUGAGAUUGCAAAGCGUAUCCCAAUUAUCACAUCAGCCAAAACGCUCGAGCUUGCCAAAGUAACCCAGUUCAAGACCAUGGAAUUUGCUCGCUACAUUGAAGAGCUUGCUCGGAGUGUACCUUUGCCACCUCUCAUCAUGAACUGCAGGACUAUAAUGGAAGAAAUUAUGGAGGUUGUUGGUCUGGAGGAGCAAGGGCAGAAUUUUGUACGGCAGGCGGCAGAAGGCCAGGAGACCACUGAAACAGAUGAGCUUUACAUGAUCCCAAAUGCUUUGACGCGCAGUGAAUCUCCCACAGGUGACUCGGAUGCAUCGUCACUGCAUGAGCCACCUCAACAGAUUGCAAUAAAAGUCUCAGUUCACCCAUUGUCCAAAAAGGACUGCAUGGAUGGUCAGUCACAGGAAAGCAUGCAGUUGGACACCAAGGAAGAAGACACUCCUCAAACACCAGCACUUCCUGCAGAGCUGCCUCCUGAGCCUUCUGCUGAACUCAGUUCUGAUGACACAGCAUUGGCAAAUGACAAAAAUACAUGUGUUAUAUAUGAAAGCCAUGUAUGAUAGUUACUCCUGAAUCUAUGCAUAGCAGGAAAAUCAGGUGGAGCUCUUUUAAAAAUACAUAUUGUACUUGCCGCUAAGCCUUACCUGGAGACUAUCAUAGCAAAAGCAUGUAAGUGGAUUAUUUGGCACUUUCUUCUCAGUUUGAGUUUAGUUUACCAUGAUGUAUGGCAGAGUAAUUGCUAUUACAUUAAUAUUAAUUGCUCUUUUUGAUUAGGAGUAUUUCCAAGAAACAUUUACCUCAGCAUUUUCUAGGUUGGAGUCACCUGUAGUAGCUCCUGGAAGUCACUGAUAGUCUUUGGUAUAGGACACUUGAACUUACUAAACAUAAAACUGGUUUCCAUUUUCCUCCUUCACUCUCGUUAUUUCCAUCUAUUGCAUUUUUGCAAGUAUUAACUUGUGACUUUGAAAUAUUGCCCAAGAGGCAGCACUCCAGUAGCCAAAUAAAAUCCUAAUAGAUCCCAUUUACAAAGCCUGUUUGCUCAGCUGCAUUGUGAUUUAGAGGGCUAUUAAAGAAAGUUAAAAUGUUUCCAUUUCAUUUGAGACCACACUGCUUAGCCACAUGGGAAAUAGUUUUCCCUUUUUCAUGGAAUGAAGAUGCCAACAAUUGUUUGUUUUGCAUGAAGAAACAACUUUGAGGUGUAUAUUACAGAUGGGAAAGCCAUCAGAGAGUUGCAGUUCAACAGCUCUGCGGGGGUUUUUUGCAUACAUUUGAGCAUUUUCUAUGUCGCCAGAAGUUUAUAUGGCAAACAGCUGCAAAUAUGCAAGAAGUCUUGUUUUGAAGUAAUUUGGAAGCAGUAACUAUGUACUACCUUACCAGAAGAUAUGCAGGUUCCAUAAUAGUCCUGCAAAUGCCAGUAAUCAGUUGAUAACAAGGCUGAAAUGGCAAAAUACCCUUUUAUUUGGCUUCUUAAUUUUGAUAUUCUGAAGAUCAAUCCUAAAUUCAUAUAUAAGCAUCAGUUUGAGAGUGUUGUAUCCAAACUGAAAAAAAAAAUAUAAUCAAGUGUCCUAUAAAAAUACAAAGACAGUCAUGCAAACUGUUAAAUGCGAUAUAAUUGUGUUGAGAUUUUGGGAACCUCCUAGAUAUAGGAUGUUCACUGCUCGAGUACAUGUGACUCUACCCAGUAAAGCUUUAAUGAUCGUAGCAAUUGUGGCAUUAAAAAGGAUCAACAUCUCUGCCAGGAAAUGCCAGGAGUGGAAGGGAAGUAAUCAUUUCUCUUGCAGAUAGGCAAUAAAAAGUACCUUCUCUGCAGUGAGUCUGGAAAGAAAGCACUUACAAGGAGUUUGUGUAGGGUUAAUAGCAUAUUACUUAAUUACCUGACACAUUUAGUUUGAAACUAAUGAACAAACUAUCACCUUAGAGUGUUUAAGAAGGAUUGUAGUAUAAAUAUAGAUGUUUAAAAUAAAUCUGGAAUCAGGUAUACUGUAGAAAAAGAAGUCUCUUAGGUCUAUGGUGACAUGAUGCAUGGAUGGCUUUCUGGACAUUUUAACAAAGCAGCCACAUCUCCAUAAGGUGUCUGUUGGAGGCAAUCAGUUAUAUUAACUGCACGGGUAAUCAAGACCAGACAAAAUCAGUGUUGCAGGUACAUAAAAGAACCCUUGAAAAUGAACUGAGGUCUUGUGUCAACUUCCACAUGUUAAAGUGCAGAGCCUCAUCAGCAGUGCAAUACAGGAAUACCCCAUGACUUACAUAGGUGAUGCAGAGAUGGUUUCAUAUUUAUCUUUCUGUGGUUAUUAAAAAAAAGACAUGUUUAAUAAUGGACUUCAGAUUUUACAACCAAUUUGUGAGAAAUAGCAGCAUUCAGAUGUCUCAUUUUUUUUGUGCUCACCACAGUGGCAGGUUUCUACACAAAAUGCAUUUGGACAUGCCCAAAAGGAAACAUGCAAGGGCAAAGUCCCAUUAGGAAUGUGGCUGGGAAUAUUUGAGUUCCAGUGAAGCAAUAUAAAUGUAAGACAGAAGUUAGUUUAAAAGAAUACCAUAAAGAACCUCACGUCUGACCAGUGUGAUUGACAAUAAUAUGGUGCAAACUGUUAACUUCUUGUCUGAAUCCAAAGGACAUUUCUGUUAUUGUUCACAUCAGUUUUUCAAGUUACUUGAUUUGCUUCUGAUAUGAAAAAGAACAAGGGCAGAAACAAAAUCAGCAACUUGCACUAAACUCCUUCAAUUCACCUUAACCUCCUGAGAUACGUUGAUGUUUCUGCCUGUCCAGCAUUUACAAACAAUGCCCAUGCAUUCUAAAGUUACCUACCUGGUGCCCAACCAAGAUUGCACAGAUAAGCAAGGAUGUUCUCCUUGAAAGCCUAAAAAUAACUUUUAAAUUACACUUUUUUUAAGUUAUAAAAAUAUUUAUUACAGUAUUUUAAUUUUAAUCUUUUUAAAGUAUGAAGUUUUUACAGUAGAGAUCAGACCCCUCCAUGUAUUUCUCUAGUGUUCUGACCGUGACUGCUUCUCUGAGGCUGUUCUCCAGCCUCUUUAUUAUUUAUUUAUUGAGAAACAUUUGAGAGCAAACAAUCCCCAUGGAUUUCUUCAGUACCACUGUGUAAACUUCCUUGAAGAUACAAAUGAUGUUUUUCCCUAGAGGUUGCCCACAAAGGGCACAUUUGAAGUACACACAAACGCACAUUGCAAACCACAUAUAAGCAGCCGGUACUUGGAUUAGAUGCGUGCAAUACAUGGAGGGCUGGACUCCUGCUGUUGCAAGGUCAGAGGGAACCCUGAAUUUUCUAGAGCUGGAGUCACUCAGAGAUGAGAGUUCACAAGUAGGACUGCUCCAGCCAGUCUGGACAUUUAGCUUUGUGUUAUUAUCAGAAUAAAAACUAAACAGCACUGUAGCUGAAGAAAAUACAGAUUUUAUACGGAACCGAUGGUUCUGGUUUAUGUGAUUUUUUUGGUGGUUUUGUGUCUGCUGCUCAGUGUCUUAUGCACCCAUUAUAUGACACUUCUAAGACUAAAGCUUUUUGUACGCUUUCAGGAACUUCCUUUGUGGAAGACAGAAGGGAAGCAAGACCCAAACCUGUCUUUCCUGUUCCAAACUUUCCAGCUGUGCUAUUAUAAAGUAUGCAAUUGUAUCUUGCAGUAUUUCUUAGCAAAUGGCUGUUUUAUGGUCCAAAAUCACAACUAACAAACAUAAAAUUAAUAAUGGCUCUAAGAAAAUAUUAAUGUUUGCAUUGUUAUAUAUUUUCAUGCACAUUAAGCACUUCAGGGGCAUUAAUCUGUUCCCAUAAUUGGACUAUGCACACUUUUUGUUACAUUUUUCUAUUUAUUGUACCGCCAAACACUAAUGGUUCUUAAAACACUCAGAAUCUGGAAAAUCCAAUCCAACUGAAAUUGCAUUCUAAAAGUAAAGGAACACCAAGCCAGGCUUAAUAAGCAAAAGAGAUUUGCACAAUUAUAUUUACACCAUUUUCAAACAAUUUUGCCAAACUUCAUGAAAGAUGACUAGAUUUCUGCAGCAGAAGAAAUCAGUGUUGGAUUUGAAUUUCACACUUAUUAUUCUUUUUUUGGUAAAUGUAAGACCAUACUAAUCAGACCACUUAAACAUAAUAUUCACUAUUUUCUCAACACCUUCUUUUUGAGCAGCAUUUGAUCCUUUUUUUGUUCUCUGAUUCGAACAUAUUUGUGGUGAAACCUAUCCUUCAGGGGGUUUUUUGUCUGUCAUAUAAAAAAAUUAAAAGAACCCAUAGACCAGCAUUUUGUGCAGGUUUGUUGGUACUUGGUAAGGCACAGAAGUACACUCGUGUGCUUAAAAAUUAUUGCAUAAUCAUAAGACUUGUGAAAUGGCAUAUACAGGCAGAUGUUGAUUUUUUUUUAAAUCAGUGCCUGUUUUAUUCUAAUGUAGAUACUAUGUCAAUUCCUUGAUUUGCAGUUACCUUUUGACAAAAGUACUGUACCAUACAACCAGGGCUUUCUGACUUUCAGUUUGGUCAGAUUAACUAAUUCUAGAAAGUGUUAACAGUGUCAGAUUUUCAAAGUUCUCAUGGAAUAUCUUGGCAGCAUGCUAUUUUAAGAGUUGGCCUCUUAAGUAUGCCAUAUUUAGUGGGACAACUGAAAGCUUCUUAGAUGCAAAGGAAAUGCUUGCACUAAAGUCUCGUAAGUUAUAUUUCAUUUAUUAUGAAAUCCUUUUUGAUUUUACAAGAAAUGUAAGACAAAUAUGAAUGUGUUCUUUUGAGAAGCAGUUGCUGUAUUUUGAUUUAAAUAACUGUUAUGAUUUUAUAGCUCACAGCCGUAAACCACAAAGAGAAAAGUUCAUGCUGAAGUGGCAAAAUGAAAUGUGAUGUAGCUUGUACAUUGAUCAUCGUUUCAAUAAAGAAUUUGCACAGAGAA
Molecule: messenger RNA, 13972 nt
Organism: Motacilla alba alba
Lineage: Eukaryota; Metazoa; Chordata; Aves; Passeriformes; Motacillidae
Gene: MFAP3L
Product: microfibril associated protein 3 like
Exons: 4
Coding region: 8506-9651 (381 amino acids)
Source: RefSeq, a predicted model, not a curated record